UAUAUUUACUAAUACCACCACCACCACCAUUAAUAAUAAUAAUAAUACUAUUAUUAAUAUUAUUCAGUAUUAGUAUUAGUAUUAGUAUUAGUAUUAGUAUUAUGUUGUACUAUACAUACAAUUGAUUUUUUUUUCUAUUCAUCAUCUAAUCUUGCAAUCUCCAUUAUCCUUGAAAACAAUAAUACACCUCCUCUCCCCCUAGAUUUUCUUUGUAUAAAAAUAUAAGCAUACACACAUAUACAUAUACAUAUACAUACAUACAUACACACCCACACACUUAUAUAUACAUACAUAUAUAUAUAUAUAUAUAUAUAUAUAAACAAAUAUAUAUUUACUUAUUUACUUUCUUAUAUCCCUUUACCUUGAGAUCUCCCAGUCUCUUAAUAUUAUGUCCAUUUGGGCAAUCUCUAAACGCUGGCUACAUUCUGGGGACGGAAUAUCUUUCUGGGAACGAAACGAAUGGCAUCGUCGACAUGGAUAUCAUCUUCCAGUAGAUUUCUACCUAUUGUCUCAAUGGAUCUGUUCAUUUUUACUUGACAUUGGAUUCUUUUAUUUCCUCAACUUCUUUACUGCCGAUUUAUCAGCAUCAGAGCUGGUCAUUGCAAGGAAAUUAACAACAGAUUGGGAUCUUGAUGAUCAAUCCAAUCCAACAGAAUGGUCUCAAUGGCCAUGUGCAGCCUGGAGCUGGCAAAUCAUGAUAUUUUUUAGCAUUAGUGUCAAGGCCUUGAGCAUAAUUACGUCUUUUAUUCAUACAGAGGAUCCUGUGGUCACAUCUCAACGAGACCAUGUUCCAAGAAGCAAGACAUAUAUGCGUCGGUUUGGCGUGUCUGUAAUUGACAGCAGAACAGGAGUGUGCAACAUCUGCCGGGUCAGAGUAUCACACACAACUCACCACUGUAAGCUGUGUAAUAAAUGUGUAUCGGGUAUGGACCAUCAUUGCAAAUGGUUGAAUUGUUGUAUUGGGGAUCAGAAUUACAAAUACUUCUUGUCACUCGUUGUCCUUGUAUUUUCCGCUCUACUGUGGUAUACGUGCAUCGCUUUACAUGUCGUUUCAAUGAGUAUCCAAACAAAACCUCAUUUUGUUGGUCAUGUGAUCAAUAUGCUUGAUCUUAAUCUGUCUCCGCUUGAAGCCGAGGCAACACAAACAACGUUGGUUCAGUGGGUCUAUUUCUCAAUGGUUAUGGCUACUGUCAUUGGAAUACUCUCACUGAUUGGCCUGAUUGGAAUGGCUCGUCUGUUAUUGUUCCAUAUGAAACUAAGUUAUCUUGGUAUGACCACGAUCGAGUUCAUCAGUCUUCCAUCAAAUACACCCCUAUAUGACGAUGAUGAUGAUGACUAUGAAGACGAUUUUUAUCUAGAAGAUGCAGAACAAGGUAACCCCUGGCGUAAACCGUGGGCAUCCGGAAGAUCAACCAAAGGGGUUGGUCGCACAAUUCAGCGACGGGCAAGACGAUGGCUAAGGCCAUGGCGUAACUUGAUCAGAAGAGUAUGGCCGUCUCAAGGCUAUCUUUUCGGUCGGCCGUAUCGACGAAUACAGAUAUGCGUUGCAGACAAAAUGCCGUGUAUUGGUGACGUACAUGAAAAGAGGCACACAGAAGAGUAUGACAGAUUACCAGAGGCUUACACAGAUGUCCAACUGGAGGAUAUGCUGGCUACUCAGACGAUUCGACCUGCCAUCGAUUCACGGGACAGUGAUUUGGAUGAAGAAUUGGACGUGUCUGUUUUGGUAGAGAAGGACACAGGAACGGAACGGGGACCUAGUAAGCUUGCUUGGUUACUAGACAUAUCAGAAGAGGAAGCAUUACGAUAUCAAGCACACACCAGACCAGGCUUGAGACAAGAGAUAAGAAAGAAUGUGGAGGAUCACGAGAAAUAGCGAGCUCUUUUUUUUUAAGAAAAUAAAAAUAAAUCCCUCUUAUUCCACUGGCAG
Phycomyces blakesleeanus NRRL 1555(-) is the source of this 1930-nucleotide messenger RNA. RefSeq lists its product as hypothetical. The transcript has 6 exons. The record is from RefSeq and is a predicted model, not a curated record. Gene Ontology annotation, biological process: peptidyl-L-cysteine S-palmitoylation; protein targeting to membrane. Gene Ontology annotation, cellular component: Golgi apparatus; endoplasmic reticulum. The coding region runs from base 389 to 1876 and encodes 495 amino acids. Gene Ontology annotation, molecular function: protein-cysteine S-palmitoyltransferase activity. Lineage: Eukaryota; Fungi; Mucoromycota; Mucoromycetes; Mucorales; Phycomycetaceae.